Ctenocephalides felis (cat flea) is the source of this 1056-nucleotide messenger RNA. Its product is annotated as complement component 1 Q subcomponent-binding protein, mitochondrial-like. Gene Ontology annotation, biological process: cytosolic ribosome assembly. The transcript is spliced from 5 exons. The coding region runs from base 113 to 943 and encodes 276 amino acids. Lineage: Eukaryota; Metazoa; Arthropoda; Insecta; Siphonaptera; Pulicidae. Gene Ontology annotation, cellular component: mitochondrial matrix. The record is from RefSeq and is a predicted model, not a curated record.
GUGAAUUCAUUUACGCAGGUUUAAAGGAUUCAUAUCAACUUCGUUUAAAAGUCGAUAUUCCACUGUUUUAACAUAAUCACUUAACGUGUAUUUAUAACAUCACAUUUACACCAUGAACGGAAUAGUGAAAUCAGUGUUGAGUAUUAAUACUUUUAAGAAUUUAGUAAAUCCUUUAAAAAACAACAGUGUCGGAAAAUCGUGCAGGCUAUUAUGGAGCACGUGUAAUUCAUCAGUUGUAGAACCAAAAACAAAGCCUUUAUUGGGGAAAGGACAACUAGAAUGCAGUAGUCAUAAUGUACAAUUUAUGCACACGAAAGGAGAAAAGGAAUUGGCUGAGUUCCUUAGUGAAGAAAUUGUUGCCGAGAAGAAAGCACAGAAAAUCAAAAAUGUUCCCUCAGAACUCGAUGGGUUCAAAGUCAAAUUGGAUGGUGCUGAAGUCACACUUACAAAAGAUACUAGCUUGGAAUGUAUACAAGUUAGUUUCAACGUAAACCACACUGUGGAUGCAGAAGGAGAAGCACAAAUUGAUCCAACUAUGGAUAAGCCAGAUUUUGCAGAAAUGAAGAGCCGUCCCACUUUUGAAGUUGAUAUUAUUCGAAAUGGAAAAACAUUAAGUUUCACAUGCUCUUUCAUGCAGGAACCUGAUGCCACAGGUGGUAGCUUGCAAACAGAUGCCUACAGUAAAUACGAUGUAUUUGGAAUUGAUGAAGUAACGAUGUAUGAAGGAGAAUGGAAUGACAAAACAUAUGCAGUAGCAGGAGAUGUCUUAGAUGGAUAUUUAUAUGAUUUACUAAUGAAUUUAUUGGAGGAGAAAGGCAUCACUAAUGAAUUCGCAGAGAAAAUUGCUGAUUUCAGUACCGUCUAUGAACAUUCUGCAUAUGUAGGCUUACUAGAAGGACUGUCGAGAUUCACAAUGGAUGUUAGCCAAAAAGCUUCCAAAUAAAUCUUAAGCUUGUAUUAUAAGGAACUUGAUAGACUUAUGAAAGUUAGUUAUAAAAUUUUCUUCUAGCCAUAUAUAUUAUACUGUUUAUAUAAAUAGAAAUUGAAAAAUUGGUA